AUAGGCUGCUUUAUUUUAUUUUUCUAAAUAUAAAAACCUUUUGUUUGGAUACCGGAUUUUUAUGUGGGUCUUUGCAGCGGAGGGAUGUAUGGCUACUUUUAGUUCUACUUCUUUUUUUCAUCUCUUUUAAUUUAAAAAAAAAAAAAAAAAGCUUUUUAGUUAAAAAGCAAGGAAGCUGAUUUACCUGCGUGUGACAAUCCCAGAGGACGCUGAUCAAGAAACGGGAGUGUUGGUCUUCUGCACUACUUUACUCCUACCCCCAUUUUUUAUUUUUUAUUUUUUUUUUAGGGGGGAGAAAAGGAUUUUUCCAGUCCAAAAACCUCUUGCCCCCAAGUUCUGGAAGGGGGGGGGGGGGGUGCAUGAAGGGCAUUGUUUUUCUUUCUCUGUCACCUUGGUUUCGUGGAGGUUUGGAAGAGAACUUUGCCUGGGAGAAGAGGAUGAUCUGGAAGUGGCUGGGAGCCCUGCUGCUGUUCCCGGUGCAGGUGGUGUACCUGGUGGUGAAAGCUGCCGUGUGCCUGGUGCUGCCGCCCAGGCUGCGAGACCUGUCCCGGGAGAACGUGCUGGUCACCGGCGGGGGCCGCGGCAUCGGCCGGCACCUGGCCCGGGAAUUCGCCAGGAGAGGAGCCAGGAAGAUCAUCCUGUGGGGCCGGACUGAGAAAUGCCUGAAGGAGACCACAGAGGAGAUCAGGAUGAUGGGGACAGAGUGCCACUACUUCAUCUGUGAUGUGGGAAAUCGGGAGGAAGUCUAUCGGCAAGCCAAGGCUGUGCGGGAGAAGGUGGGUGACAUCACCAUCCUGGUGAACAAUGCUGCUGUGGUCCAUGGGAAGAGCCUGAUGGACAGCGAUGAUGAUGCACUACUCAAAUCCCAGCACAUAAACACCCUGGGACAGUUCUGGACCACCAAAGCAUUCCUGCCACGGAUGCUGGAGCUGCAGAAUGGGCACAUUGUUUGCCUGAACUCUGUUCUGGCCUUGUCAGCCAUCCCUGGUGCCAUUGACUAUUGCACCUCCAAAGCCUCAUCCUUUGCUUUCAUGGAGAGCCUGACCCUGGGGCUGCUGGACUGUCCUGGAGUGAAUGCCACCACAGUCCUACCCUUCCACACCAGCACAGAGAUGUUCCAGGGCAUGAGAAUCAGGUUCCCUAGUCUUUUUCCUCCUCUCAAGCCAGAGACAGUGGCGAGGAGGACAGUAGAAGCUGUUCAGAUGAAUCAAGCCUUCCUGCUCCUUCCAUGGACAAUGCAUGUUCUUGUUAUCCUAAAAAGCAUUCUACCCCAGGCAGCACUUGAAGAAAUCCACAAGUUUUCUGGGAGCUACACCUGCAUGAACACUUUUAAAGGACGAACAUAG
Messenger RNA from Cinclus cinclus, 1346 nucleotides. It is a transcript of the gene DHRS3, whose product is annotated as dehydrogenase/reductase 3. Gene Ontology annotation, molecular function: oxidoreductase activity, acting on the CH-OH group of donors, NAD or NADP as acceptor. The coding region runs from base 360 to 1346 and encodes 328 amino acids. Gene Ontology annotation, cellular component: lipid droplet. The record is from RefSeq and is a predicted model, not a curated record. The transcript has 6 exons. NCBI's taxonomy places the organism in Eukaryota, Metazoa, Chordata, Aves, Passeriformes, Cinclidae.